AUGGCGCCCGGCGCUCCUCAUCAGGCCCGCGCGCUUGCCAAUGACGUCCGGGACUGCCAGAAAAAGAACAAAACGAUGCGUGCACCAACGCAGUCCAAGGCAGCAGCGCCUGCUGAAAAGGCGCUGGCUAAGCGACUGAGCACGGUCAUCGGCCUUGCGAAGAAAAACGACGUGGCAGACGAAGUGUUCCUAGUCCUCCGGGAGAUCCCAGGUGUGGGCGCGAACCUGCCAACCGGGACUGCCAGUUUAGCACGUCGCCUCGCCAGGGAAACCGCUGCGUGGCAGGAGCGUGCUGGGUGCCAGCGCAUGCCGGGCGAAUCGACUGGCGCCACCGAGGAGGAACGCAGGCUGGCGUACAGGCUUCGGAACAUCAUGCCUGCGUACCACGCUGGCGAUCUCCCCGACGAGGACCGCCAAACUUUGGAACGCCUCCCGGGCUUUGCGGCCAGCCUGGAAAGUGCCGCCGCCCGUCUCGCCAGGGACACUGCUGCUUGGCAGGCGCGCGUCGGGUGCCAGCGCAUGCCGGGCGAAUCGACUGGCGCCACCGAGGAGGAACGCAGGUUGGCCCACAGGUUGCGGAACUUCAUGCUUGCGUACCACGCUGGCGAUCUCCCCGACGACGACCGCCAAGCUUUCGAGCGCCUCCCGGGCUUUGCGGCCAGCCUGGAAAGUGCCGCCGCCCGUCUCGCCAGGGACACUGCUGCUUGGCAGGCGCGCGUCGGGUGCCAGCGCAUGCCGGGCGAAUCGACUGGCGCGACCGAGGAGGAACGCAAGUUGGCCCACAGGUUGCGGAACUUCAUGCUUGCGUACCACGCUGGCGAUCUCCCCGACGACAACCGCCAAGCUUUCGAGCGCCUCCCGGGCUUUGCGGCCAGCCUGGAAAGUGCCGCCGCCCGUCUCGCCAGGGACACUGCUGCUUGGCAGGCGCGCGUCGGGUGCCAGCGCAUGCCGGGCGAAUCGACUGGCGCCACCGAGGAGGAACGCAGGCUGGCGUACAGGUUUCGGAACAUCAUGCCUGCGUACCACGCUGGCGAUCUCCCCGACGACGACCGCCAAGCUUUCGAGCGCCUCCCGGGCUUUGCGGCCAGCCAAGACAGUGCCGCUGCCCGUCUCGCCAGGGACACCGCUGCCUGGCAGCGCCGUGCCGGGUGCCAGCGCAUGCCGGGCGAAUCGGCCGGGGCCACCGAGGAGGAGUGCCGGCUGGCCCGCUACUGGCGGAACAUCAUGCCUGCUUAUGUCGCGGGUGACCUCUCUCCGGAGGACGAGGCGGUCUUCGCUGAGCUCCCAGGGUUCAACGCGUUCGCGGCAUGGCGCCAGGCUUCGCCGGGGGAGCGCCUCCGACAGCGGGAGGAGAGGCAGCGCGACAAGCGCGCCGCCAAGUCAAGAGCCGAACAGGCGGCCUCGCAGCAGCGGCGCGCACUCUUGUCCGCCAUCCCCGGCCGCAAUCAACGGCGUCUUCCUGAGAGCGAGCGCAUGCUGCACGGUGCCUCCUCGACCGCUGCUGCGCGCAGGGACGCUGUUUUCCAGCGGGCGGCGGAGGUGGACGACUACCUCCAGUCGCUGCGGUUCUCUGCUUGCGACUACUGCGAGAGAGGAUGGUGGGGCACGACGCGGCGUCCGCCUGCUGGCUCUUCCACUACCGACAUCCAGGAUAAGUACAUGAACUUCAUCCUCGCGGACGAGGAGGAGUGGCUGGACCCGCGGAGGCCAAUGUCCGUGCAGUGCUCCCAGGACGUGCAGGCAGCAGCGCGCAGGGCGGCCGACAUCGGCGACUCUCCCCCGACCACGCCUCGGCUGCUCACGUCGUUCAACGACAUGACGUUUGGGCGCACUCACGAGGCGCUCGACGCCCUGACCUACUUCGAAGAGCAGCUGCUGUCUCCGAUCCAGCCCGUGGUGCGCAUCUUCACUCUGUAUGGCACUGGGCUCACUGAGGCACGUGGUCACGUCGCGAACUGGGUCCAGAAUGGGCCUGAGCUUGUUCGCGCCAUUCCCUUGAAGGCGGGUGACGCCAAGAUUCUGCUCGUCCGCCGUUUCCCGAAGGAUCCCCAGCGGAAGCAGCGGGCCCCCUUUGUUGUCAGCCGCCAGCGACUGGAGGCAGCGUUGCAACAGCUCCUGAAGCCGGAGGAUCAGGGUGGGCAUCGCGCCUUCCAACGCAAUCGCCUCGUGCGCAAUGGCCUCGCGCCUGUGAACUGGGACAACUUGAGCGCGUACGACGACACGGGCAGGGAACCAGAAGGCAUGGAGGUCAAAGUGGUCGAGCAGCACGGGCCGCUCUACCUCGACAAAGCCCUGCUUGGGAAAUGGACGGCCCUCAACUUGGAGCUCCAACUCAACGGCCAGGUGCGCCACUUCUUGGAUGGCAUCCCCCCGCCGGACCCGCGAUCCGACGCCGAUGCCGAGCAUUCCUGGGAGGAGCGGGCAUGGCCGUGGCUGUGCAAAUUCGCGCGUGACGCCAUGCUCCAACGACAGCCGCCUGCUCGCGAUGGCCAGGACAUGACUCCCGACAGGAGCCCCGAUGGCGCCCGCCCUCCACCCCCUGCUGUCGACCAGGAGCCGCCGCCCAGUGCCGACGCCAAGGUGUUGAGCGACACGGCCCUGGCAUGCUGGCUGCGAACGUGGGCACGGUGGUCCGGGUGGGAGGACAACGCCGACGUCCUGCACGUGCUCCGAGACGAGCUCACUGCGGUCCAGGAGGUGGACGCCCUCCGGCACAAUGCCGCCGAGCAUUCCGGAACGUGGGACCCGGAGAACCCUGGCGCCAAGCGCUCCGAGGAGGAGCUCCUCGAUGAGUUUUGGGAGGAGCUGGUCGAGGAACACGGGGGCCUCGCUGAGCAGACUCCGCCCUUGCAGGCGGCUGCGGGGACGGCCGCUGCCGCGCCUCCGCGACCGACCGCGCCUGUACGCCUUGCUCCUGACCGGCAGCAGGCUCCGCCGCAGCCGGCGGCAGGGCGCACGGAGCCGCGGCCUCCGGAGAGACAAGCGGACGAGACCUUCGACACCGCCAACAUGGACACGCCUUGGUACAUCAGCGCGGCCUUCGUGAAGAUCUUCCAGACGGGGGAAGGGCGAGAUGGCCGGGCAUUGCGCCACCCCCGCUUCUUCUACUUCGCCGUGAACACGCUGCUGCGCAAUAAGGCGUACCAAGAGUACGCGCCGCAGCAGCUUCUUCACAUGGGCAAAGCUGGCAUGACCCGCGUCCUGUGCGCCUACGAGACGAAUCUUCCUGGAUCUGCGGCCGAGAAGCUGUCGCAGCGGCCUGACCUCGAGUCCAUGCUUAACCAGCUCGAGGAAGAGAGCGCGCAGCAGGCUGCGGAGCAAAUGCCUUCUCGCAGUGCCAGCUUGACCACUCUGACCAACACCGUGGACCGGUGGCACCGGGACUACCUGAGCGCUUCUGGGAACCAGUCGGACGAGGCGGUCGAGCAGGCCCUGCGGCAGGCUCGGCGUGAACUCGCACAGUGGCCCGCUGCCCCGCAGGCCCCGGCGCCGCCGGGCAUGCCCCUAGCCGGGGAGGCCGGCGCUGCCGCCACGGUCCAGCGCAGCGCGGCGGACCUCCUCGCUGAGCGAGCUCCGCUACUGCAUUCUUUUCAGGAGGCCAUCGAACAGCACGCCCGGUACCGCAGAGAUGCGGAACAAGGUGGGUGCAUUCCCGCGCACUUUAUCACGCUCACUACUGCCAUAUACCACUGGUCGGACUUGGCGCAUGUGCUCGACGAGUUUGAGACUCAGACGACCUCCUAUCGACAUGGCCGCUGUGACCCCCUGGAACCCGGCGAGGGGGCGUUGACAGACGGGAAGCGGCGAGUCCUGCAGCACCCUGGCGUGGUGGCGUGGUUCUGCGCGCUGAAGCUGCACUUGUACGCGUCGUACGUGCUCGCUUACGACGACUUGUUCGGUGUCUUUGAGUGGGGCUCUGGCGGCAUCCUGCACAUGCACAUGCUUGGGUGGCGAUUCCCUGGCUUCGGCCGCUACGACUACCUGCAGGGGGACGUCCCGCAGACGCAGCGCCGCGAGGAUGCGAGGGCCAUGGCUUGGCAGCACGGCGCCGAGCUAUCCGAGUGGAACCCUUCCCGGCUCGACCAUUGGGAUACUGCAGGUGGAUUCGACGAAGACCUCACUCCCGAAAACCCAGCGACAGAGUAUGGUCCCGUCCCCGUCACGGAUGCUUCUGACUCUGACCACGAUGGCUGUGGCGCGGGAGCGGCCGCUGAGGAACCGCCCACCGCAGCGGAGACGGCCGGCAUGGCCCGCCUCCGUGCUCUGCUGCAGGACCCGACGUGGCACCCCAGUUCUCUGCCGAUGGAUCUAAAACGGAUGCUGCUCACGUCGCGUUCGGUGCUCGUGCGACGCAUGCGCCGGUGGUACUACGCAGCCCUCCUCACCAAGACCCACAUGCACGACCGCCACUCUGGCGAGCCGGUGACGCUGCAGCCUGUUUUCGGCGAUGACCCUGCCACGGAUUCGUCGGAUAGUGGGCGCGACGGGCCUGACCUGAAGGGGGGGGACGGCGUCUGUACUGAAGUGCGGGUGCUGUCCUGGAAUACAAAUUUGGCAACCGAGUGUUCUUUUGUCGUGUCGGCUGCCAACGAGUCGGACGUCCUGUGCCUGCAAGAGGCCACCUCCGCGUCCGCAGCGUGGUUGCAAGCUCAGCUGCAAGACGCGUUCGACGUGAUUACCCCGACGACAUGUGGGGGCGCCUGGGAUGCUGAGGGCCACGGCGUCGUCAUCGCAGUGCGCACAUCGAUGUUCGAGGUCUGCGCGACCCGGUUGCACAAUUUACCAUCUGACCAACAGCGGGUGCUCUUGACGGUUCGUCUCCGUGAACGCGACACGCACUUGGUGAUGCUGGUGGCGACUGCCCACUUGGAGUCUGGGGCUGACCUGUCGGACGCUCGCCGCGCGCAGCUGGGUGAAGUCGUGGACCUGCUUCGCGACCCUGGCGCGGACGCUGCCGUGUUCGCCGCUGACUGCAACCUGCGCAGAGACGAGAACAUUGCAGCGUUGCAAGUCCGAGGGCUCGGCGAAGACGUCUGGGAGCUCGCCGGGUGCGAGGCUUGCGCCAAAAUCGAGCCUCACACUGAGCACAACGAGGGAGGCCCGAGCUACUACUGCGGCAAGCACUUCGAGAAGGCCCGGAUCCGCACAGGAGAUGCGGCCAUACUCGAGGACGAGCGCCGCAAGGGCCUGCGGCGGCUGCACUUGCCCAGAAAUUGUGCCCACGUCAACAGUCACAUCGUGGCUCUGGCAAUUGCGCUUGGAGCCAACACUGACGGGCAGCCCAUUCUGACGGCCAAGGGCGUCGCUGAUUACGUCUGCAAGUACAUCACGAAGUACGGAGCCGGAAUGUCUGUUUCUGCGAGGAUCGCGUCGCUGCUCGACGACAUCGUGACACGUGUUCCUGAGGGGAAGACGAUGACUGUGGCCUCCCUCUUGGCCAAGGCCUUCAUCGCGACUGCCGUGCCUGAGUCUCUGUGUUGCUUGGAGGCGUGGCAUAUCCUCUGGGGGUUGCCCCGUGCGGUUUCUUCGCGCUACUUCCGGGGCCUCAAUAUGGACGGUUUGACCGGCGUCAAGCAGCCCGCCGAGGACGCCGGCGACGAGGCCCCCAAGAUCACCAAGACCACUGUCGUCGCCCGGUACUGCAACCGGAUGGAUAUGGUUUGCCACCCCCCGCAGCUGCACGCGGCGCUCUCCCACUACACGUUGUUGCGCUUCAGUGCCGAGGUUGACCAAGACCGCCAGGGAGCUCUGCGCGCUCGCCGCGGAAGGCCGCGCGUCAUGAACUUGAAGCCUUACUUGCAGCUCGACGUCACGAAGCCGACGGCGGCGAAGCACGCGAAGAUGUCGCUUCGCAUGCUCCGGCCUUGGCAGGGCUACGCUGAGGUCAAUGCGGUGCGCGCCCGUGGGCUCCUCUGGGACCGCGACCCCAACAACCCGGCUUGGUCUGUGAGGGAGGCUCUGCAGCACGCGCGGGCGAAGCCCCAUCAGGGGUGCCUCAGAGACACGUUGACGGCGCUGCAGGCCGUCGACGGCCCGCUGCCACGCACGCGCACUGCUCUGGUCGAGGUGCUCGUUCUGCACAUUCUUUCCGUCGAUCUGGAAGAUUUCUCCCGGAACAAGCGGGGCGUCAUGAACAAGAAGGGCCUGCCCAAGUACGCCCUCGACAACGCAGCCCAGGCGUGGCGGGACUACCACAAGAGCGCUGCUCACGCAGAGGCCGCCAAGGCGCUGGCCCCGGCCAAGCCGUUUGCACCGUUGUGGAAUUCCUUCAAACGCGUGGUGCUCGGAGAGCGCGGGCUGCACGCGGUCGCCGCGCCGUCGCGGAGGGUGUACUUCUCUGCUCCCCACUCGAGGCCCGCGGGCCCCCACGAGCCGGAGAGGGACGGGCGCUGGCGCGAGCCCGUGACGGCACCUUCGGCCUGGCAGCUGGCGCCAGAGGACGCUGAGAAUGCGCGUGAUCGGCAAGUCGCCCGCACUUUUGUGCGCAGUGCUGCUUAUGAGCAGAGCAUGGGCGGCGCCGGCGCGCAACUGGGGUUCGAGGUGCCCGUGCCCGAGGACGACGAGGCUCUUGAAUGCCCCGACAAAGGCACCAAGUCCGAGUGGGAUGCUUUGUGGCCGGUCGAGCACUUGGUCAAGAGACAGGGCAUUGGCCGCGCUUCCGACUUCGCCAACACCGACGCCAGCCUCUCUUGGGUGAAGCCCGCCAGGGAGGGCGGCGCCUCAGCUGCAGACUACGCCGCUGCCAUGCGCGAGCACCCGAAUCCGGCGGCCGCACAGGAGGCACCCGUAGGCUUGGACGACUUGGACCCAACGCAGCGCGCUUUUGCUGACAUAGUGCUGUCGUGGGCGAGUGCGCCGUCCGGCGAGCUGUUUGCCAUGCUCCUCGGCACGGCGGACACUGGCAAAACGACCACCUUGCAGGCAGUGUUGGCGUGCCUGCGACAGCGAGGCGCCAGCUUCGGCAAGGUAGUUGUUGCCGCGUUCACUGGAGUCGCCGCCAGCAACGUCGGCGGCGGCGCCCGCACGCUCCACGACCUGUUCCAGCUUUCCAAGGUGAACGCAACUUCUGGCGAGCUCGCGCCUCUGAACGGCAAGGACUUGGAACAGCUCGCUGAGGACCUGGAUGGCUUGCGUCUCCUGGUCAUUGAUGAGGUCUCGAUGGUGUCUCGGCCGAUGUUGGCCGGCGUUGACAGGCGCCUGAAGGAAUGGCGGGCGUGCCGGAAGCAUCUCCGCAAGGAGGCCGCCUUCGGCGGAGUCGGCGCCAUUCUCGCGGGGGACUUCGGCCAGCUGCCCCCCACCAAGGCUGAGCAUGUCUCCCUGCUGUGCCCGAGUGUGUUGAGAGGUGCGUCCGCCAACCUCGGCUUGCGAUUGUUCCGCAGCUUCACCACCGUGGUGCGCUUGCGCAGGAUCCACCGCCAGCCCGGGGCAUCGCAGUACAAGGAGAGCCUGAUUCGGCUCCGUGACGGGGCCAUGACGAAGGAGGACCACGCCCUUUGGAGCACCCAUGACCUUGCCGCCGACGCACGCACGCUAUCCGCGGCGGAGCGCUCCAGCUUCGAAGGCGCCACGCACCUGUUCGCCGAGAACGCGGGCGCUGGGGAGCGCAAUGGGCUCAUGGCCGCCCGCCUGGCCGACACGGAGCACAGGCACGUCCUCAGAGUUGCUUCUAAGGACAACACGGCAGCGGCAUCACGGCAGCCAUGCGACACGUUCGGCCAGCUUCGCAGGGUGAUCCAUCUUGUCCAAGGCUGCCCGGUGAUGCUCAUCUCCAAUCUGCGAACGCCAGCUGGCUUGGUGAAUGGGGCAACUGGCACACUCGUCGGCGCCGUGCUUGCCCGCGCCCAGGCAGAUGCGGACCUGCGAGGGGCAGUGUCGGCCUCAGACGUGGCGUAUGUUGUGGUGGACAUUCCGAAGUACAGGGGCCCUCUGAUUUACCCCGGGCAUCCGACGUGGGUUCUGAAGGACAAGCUCUUCCAGUGGCGGGGCGCCUUGGAGGAGCGCAUGGACGCACUCCACGAUCAGACCAUGGCUCUCGUCACGGGCUUGCCGUACGAUCUUGAGGAGGACGUUCGCUUGCAUACACAGUGGUCGGAAACCAAGCUCGGCCGGCCCCUCACGGGCGAAGAGACUGCGGACUUGAGAGAGAUGCUCUCCGUGCGCGGCCUACGGCGCUCGCACACAAACGCCCCCGGCAAGAUGCUGUUCACUCGCCUGGAGCCGACGACGACAAGGACGCGCGCGACCUCGACCUUCACCCUGCUGGCGGGGGCGCCAACCACGCACGUGACGCUCCCGAACUUUGUCCCGACCUUCAGGGCGAGGGCGCCGAGGAUGCAUUCGGCGUACCUGAUUCGGAUCCUGGCCUCGACGGCGAGGGCGCCGACUCAGAAGCUGAUGAGGGAUUUUGCGGUCUUCUAUACCAAGAUGACGCAGCUGUGCACGACGCCCUUGCGCUCAACGUGCGCCUACGCGAAGCUGCUGCAGAAGGCCUGCAUGAACGCAGGUCUGACCACGCAGCUCCCGGAGAACCGGAUCAGAUGGGAGUUCCCCUUGCAGCCCCUCCACACGGAGCCGGACACCCUCGCGGCUGCAGUCGGCGCCAUCGUUAACAUGGUUGAAGCCAGCCACUGGGUAGCACUCAGGGUCGUUGGCGGCAGAAUCUGGCUCUUGGACUCGGUGGCAGCCGGGCCCCAGGAGUUGACCUUUGCAGCAUACCGCGCGCUCAUCGCCCGCCACCGGUGGACGUACACCAUCUGGCCUUUGUGACACGCAUGCGCGCCGCCCACUUGGGCUGGAGGCCGGCACCGUUUUCAAGCAGGUGCUGCCCGUCGGGCUGUUCUUCGCUCAUGUUCAUGAAACCCAUCGUGCUUGCGGGUGCGGUCUACCUGUUCGCCGGCGUCGGCUUCGGAACCCAGUCGCAG
This is a messenger RNA of Prorocentrum cordatum, 8921 nucleotides long. Lineage: Eukaryota; Dinophyceae; Prorocentrales; Prorocentraceae. The record is from the annotation of a GenBank genome assembly.